Sordaria macrospora k-hell is the source of this 1809-nucleotide messenger RNA. RefSeq lists its product as uncharacterized. Gene Ontology annotation, biological process: biosynthetic process. The record is from RefSeq and is a predicted model, not a curated record. Gene Ontology annotation, molecular function: geranylgeranyl diphosphate synthase activity; intramolecular lyase activity. NCBI's taxonomy places the organism in Eukaryota, Fungi, Ascomycota, Sordariomycetes, Sordariales, Sordariaceae.
AUGUACGACUACGCUUUUGUUCACCUGAAAUUCACAAUACCCCUGGCGGUACUUCUCACAGCCAUCGCCUAUCCGGUUCUCAACAGGAUACAUGUCAUUCAAACAGGCUGCCUCAUCUUCAUCGCCUUUACCGCUGCUCUGCCAUGGGAUGCCUACCUGAUUGAGCAAAAAGUAUGGUCUUACCCGCCAGAGGCCAUUGUCGGACCGCGUUUGCUUGGGAUCCCCUUCGAAGAACUCUUCUUCUUCGUGAUACAGACUUACAUCACGGCCCUCGUAUACAUACUCUUCAACAAACCGGUUCUCCACGCGUUACACCUCAACAACCAGCGAAAUCCUCCAGCAUGGAUGAGGAUUGCCAAGGUUACCGGCCAGCUCAUCCUCGUAGCUUUGUCGGUAUGGGGAUGGAAGGCUGCUCAGGUUAACCAGAAAACAACUUAUCUCGGCUUGAUCCUGGUUUGGGCUUGUCCGUUUUUGUUGGCCAUCUGGACGCUUGCUGGGCGCUUCAUUCUCAGCCUACCAUGGUUCGUGACGGUGCUUCCGGUAGUCCUGCCUACCUUCUAUCUCUGGGCAGUAGACGAGCUUGCUUUGCACAGGGGUACUUGGUCCAUCGGGUCGGGGACGAAGCUCGAGUAUUGUCUGUUCGGCAAGUUGGACAUCGAAGAAGCCACCUUCUUUCUGGUGACCAACAUGCUCAUCGUCAGUGGCAUGGCUGUGUUUGAUCAAUAUCUCGCCGUCAUCUACGCUUUCCCAACUCUGUUCCCCAAGGUCAACCGGUAUCCGACACCUCUUAUGCUUGUUCAGAGCCGUCUUGUCAACACUACCAAGUAUGACCUUGAGCGCAUUGAAGGCCUGAGAGAAGCAGUUGAGAGACUUCGUCUGAAGAGCAGGAGCUUCUACCUUGCCAACUCCCUUUUUUCUGGCCGCCUUCGCAUCGAUCUGAUUCUGCUGUAUUCCUUCUGCCGUCUAGCUGAUGAUCUGGUUGACGACGCCAAAUCUCGCCUCGAGGUUCUGUCCUGGACCGCGAAGCUUAACCACUUUCUCGAUCAGCACUAUGGCGACUCGGACGCCACCGAAGACCCCAAGCAAAAGGCCGAGCGCAUCGACGCCUACAUCAAAGAAGCCUUCCCUCCCUUUGCCUACCAAGCCCUCCACCUCCUACCCACUCACAUCCUCCCUCCCAAGCCUCUCUACGAGCUCAUCAAGGGUUUUGAGAUGGACUCCCAAUUCACCUUCCAUGGCAGUUCCGACUCCACCAACCUCAAAUUCCCCAUCGCCCACGACAAGGACCUCAAAACCUACGCCAUUCGCGUUGCCGGCACCGUCGGCGAGCUCUGUAUCGCCCUCAUAAUCCACCACUGCCUGCCGGACAUGUCAGAUUCCCAAAAGCGCCGGCUCGAGUCUGCAGCGUGCCGCAUGGGUAUCGCGCUGCAGUACGUUAAUAUCGCUCGCGACAUCCUCGUCGACGCCCAGAUCGGACGCGUGUACUUGCCCACCAGCUGGCUCAAGGAGGAAGGGUUAACGCAUAAGGCGGUUUUGGAUAACCCGGAGGGUCCUGAGGUUAUCGAGAAGAUGAGGAGACGGCUGCUAGAUAAUGCGUUUGAGCUGUAUAGGGAGGCCAGGCCGGAGAUGCAGCAGAUACCGAGCGAGGCAAGGGGCCCUAUGAUUGGCGCGGUGGAGAAUUAUAUGGAGAUUGGAAGGGUGUUGAGGGAGAAGAAGGUAGGACAGGUGUUUGUGAGGAAGGAGGGGAGGGCUACGGUGCCGAAGCAGAGGAGGUUGAGGACGCUGUUGAGAGCGUUGUAUGAGCAAUAG